Molecule: messenger RNA, 1629 nt
Organism: Hibiscus syriacus
Lineage: Eukaryota; Viridiplantae; Streptophyta; Magnoliopsida; Malvales; Malvaceae
Product: putative nuclear RNA export factor SDE5
Exons: 12
Coding region: 58-1533 (491 amino acids)
Source: RefSeq, a predicted model, not a curated record
CCUCAACUUUCCCCUCCUCCAAGUCCCUCGCCGAAACCCCUUUGUUUGAUAUUUAGAAUGGAGGUGUCUGGUUCAAAUGAAUUGCAAUAUCACGAGGAGCACGCAUUGAACACUUUGCUUGAUGCGUUUGGAUCUGUAUUUUCUCUUAAAGAUAUUGCUUCUGCCUACUGUGAGGCGAACCGGAAUGUGGAUGUAGCUGGUGAAAUUCUGUUUAAAAUGCAGGAGAACCCCACUUUUGUUGAUGCUAGUGCAUCUAAUGGCAAGUCAAAAUGUGGUGAAACUUUGGGAUCAUUCCACGGAAACAAUCCCCAGAAUUCUUUUCAAGCAAUUGGGGAUUUAAGAACUCAAAAACAAAAAUGGAGACCAGUUUCAGGAGGGACUGUUUCAAGCAUGCUAGGAAAGGGGUAUAUGAAGCCUACCCCUUCGGUUAAUAGUUCCAAUCCACGAACUAAACCCUUGAAGGUGGACUCAAAGGAGUGGCCAAUGUCUGUACUUUGGGGAGAAGAAUGCAAAUCGAGUUCUUUGAAGGAGGACCGUUUGCAUAAGGAUAUGGAAGAUUUUCUUUUCAAAAUGCUUGGACUGGGAUUUCAACUGGAGAGGAAUGUGAUUAGCGAAGUUCUCGCUAACUGUGGAUAUGACAUGCAAAAGAGCAUGGAGAAGCUCCUUGACCGGUCAGCUGCAGGUUUGGACGAAAGAAACAAGUUUCUUGGUGAGUCCAAUAAAAAGACUAAUGAUAUGCAUCCAAGAGCGGAGGAGGUUUCACGUGAAAAGAACAAAGUCUUGAAUGCAAAUGGAGGAGCAAGGCAACCGAAGGAUAGAAACGAGAUCCAAAAGGAAGUCUUGACUGCUUUGUUUAAUAAUGGUCCCACGAGACUUGAUGAAUCACCGCCGAGAAGAAUGAGGCCAGCAAAAAGGUCUAUCGCAUUUGGAGAACUUGUGGAAGGACCUCUGCUUGAUUCUGUUGUUAAGGAGAAGGUGGAUUCAGUUGGCUCAGAUAAAAAAGAUGAUGAAGAUGAAGAGGAAGAUAGUUUCCUGGCUCUUCGAAGGGCUGUGGAGGAACAUAGGAGCACAAUGAAGGAAUAUUAUAAAGCUGCUAUUGAAGCUUUUGCUAAAGGGGAUCAAGGUCUAGCAAACAGACUUUUGGAGAAGGGACAAUUUUAUCGUGAAAAGGCUCGCCAAGCAGAUGAAGAAUCCAAUCAAAAGAUUUUUGACACUCGGAGCAUGACGGAUACAGAAGAUGAAGAUGAAAUAUCGCUCGACUUGCAUGAUCAUGGCGCCAAGGAAGCAAUACGUCUUUUGAAGUGUCAUCUAUCUUCGCUUGCAGGCAUACCAUCAUUCAAGUACUUAAAAGUCAUCCUCGACAAAAAUGAAGACGACUCAUCGAAAGGCAGCCGUCGACGACUGGUUAUGAGGCUAUUGGAGAAGGAAUCAAUCACUUGUAGUGAAGGAGAGACAUUUGGUAUAAUCAGGAUCCGAUUGGAUAAUAUAAACCCCAAAAAUUUGAGUUUUACCAAGAAAAAUCCAUCCCUUUGAUCUUUAAAGGCUAAUUGUUUGAAAAUCACGGCCUAAGGACUGAAAGUUUAAUGUGUUGAUUGAGUGAUUCUAUUUUGGUAACAUUGAUUUCUAAAU